Molecule: messenger RNA, 1608 nt
Organism: Alternaria postmessia
Lineage: Eukaryota; Fungi; Ascomycota; Dothideomycetes; Pleosporales; Pleosporaceae
Exons: 2
Coding region: 1-1608 (535 amino acids)
Biological process (GO): double-strand break repair via nonhomologous end joining
Cellular component (GO): DNA ligase IV complex; nucleus
Molecular function (GO): DNA end binding
Source: RefSeq, a predicted model, not a curated record
AUGUCUUGUUGGCGCGUGCUGGAGCUCUGCGAGCAGCCUGACGGCAAGCACAUCCCCCAGCUACUCAUCAAACCCGCCUUCGACCUGGACUCGUACAUUGUGCAUCUUACCGACCUCAGCAACAUAUGGUGCGAAGAGCUAGACGUCUAUGGCAUAGUCAAACGAGCUGCACAGGAGCAAUCGCCUAUCGAAGUUAGCAAACAGGAUACUGCGCAGCUUGUCAUUCUUCUCGAGAAUGUUGAGAAAUCCCUGGCGAGUGGAGAGGAUGCCAUAUGCCGUGUGACUCGCAACGACACGGACGGCAUCACCUUGCACACUAGCAUCUGCCUUCCAGAGCCCCUCGACCGCUUGACGUGGACAUUCAACCUGCAAAAGCGAGCGUCUGCAACUCUAAAGAACGAACUGAUUCUUCCGCUACUUGUAUCAUCUCACAUCCAGAAUGAACGAAUCACCACACUUAUAUCUACUGUUACCGAAAAGGACAGGGCAAUAUCUCGACUCGUAGAUCAGUUUGAUUCCAACAACGUAGACCUGGCUGCCGCUUUCCCCAGCAUCGGCGGAACCAAGACGGGGAGGAAGGUGGUCAAACGCGAACAAGCGGCGAAGCACGUUCCCGCCUUACGACCGUUUCGCGAAGAAGCAUGGAGGCAGGAGACGGAGCAAUUGGAAGACGCAAACCUGACUACGCUUGGCUUGUUCCAAGAAGCAUUGGCGCAGACUACCCCGAGAGUACCACGGAAACUGAAAUCAGAUCAAGAAUUUACGUGGUGGACUGAGAUACCUACUCAGUUGGGACCAGUCACAGUUCCGGCUAAAAGCAAAGCUAAGAAGCCUGCUCCAGCUACAAAGUCAAUGAAGGUUACUGCGAACUCAGAUGAAGAGACGGAGGACGAGUUUGAAACUCAUGAAAAUUUUAACACACGCGAUAUCGUCAGAAGGCGCGUAGAAUCCUCAGUGCCCAUACCCUCUUCGCCGCAUAAGAAGACCAGUGAGACAGAGGGUGAUAGUACUGAAGACGACGAGGAUUUGGAUGCACUUCCCAAAAGUCAGAGCCAAAGCAAGGGCCAGACAAUACAAGAGACAAUUCGCGAGAGGUCGCUCACACCUGAACAUCACUCCCCGCCCAAGACGGCUUCAUCCCCAGUCCAGAAGGCCAAGGUAAGCAGUUUCCGAAUAGGCGGCAAAUCAACAAGGGUGGAAUCCCCUCAACCAUUGCCGGGGAGUAUAGAUGCGGAACAGGAGUCGGAGAUCCUACCGACCAGAGAGUUUGUGCCUUCUUCGCAAACGACCCAAUCAGUCAUGACACCAAAGAAAGCCCGUAAGCCUUUCCGAAUCGGAGGCAAAGGAAAGACAGUAGAUGGAGACGCUUCACAACGCGCGAUAACAAUCUCACCAAGUACCAACCGUAUCAGAACCACACAAUCACCUACUGCAGAACCACCGUCCUCCCCGCCACCGUCUAGGGUGGUGAAAGAGAUGUCGCCCGUCAAGGAGGUCCACGAGGAAACGCCAGAGGAGAAAGCAGAGCGAAAGCGGGCUGAACUCAAGCGGAAGAAUGAGGAAGCAGCGAAGAAACAGGCCCAGGCGAAAAAGAAGAAGAGAUUCUGA